UGCGUGAUCGGCCGGGUAGCCGGGAGAAGUAAUCACCACCGGACGGCCGGGCUGCACCAACUGCCGCCUGGUGCCGCAGUCGGUGGUGUUGCGUGAAGCCGCAGCCAGGGACGGCACCACCAGCACCAGCACCAGCACCAGCGGCACACAUCUGCCGCACCAGCGCAUCCCGGCAGGCCAAGGCUGGGCCGGAGGACGCUUGCAAUCUGAACGAUUGCACCAUGCUCUGCCGACUGUUUCUUCUGCUGGCCGUGAGUGGGGCUGCGGUGGCCUCAGCGGCCACGGCGGGGGACGCGCUGCCGCUCCGCCUGCAGCUCCUCCAGGAGGAACAGGAGGACUGGAGCGACGCCGAGGAGUCCGCCGGGGAGCCCGCCGAUGAGGACCCGUUCCUGGGGUUCCGGGCGGCCGACCAGUGGCCGCCAGGCGGCGUCAGCCUGCCGCUCAGCCCGCCGGUGACGCUGGCCGACGGCGUGGUUACCGGUCAGGUGUACACCAUCAACCCGCAGCGCACCACGCUCGCCUACCAGGGCAUCCCGUUCGGCGAGCCGACCAACGGGUCGCUGCGCUUCAUGCCUCCGGUCAAGAGGAAGCCGUACGGGGCUAUCAACGCCACCUACCCGUCGUACAACUGUCCCCAGUCGGGCCUGCAGGGACCGGGCACCGAGGACUGCCUCUACCUCAACGUCUAUACGCCCAAGCUGCCCAACGCCACGCACAAUCCGAAAAUGGCCGUGAUGGUGUUCAUAUACGGCGGCGCGUUCGUGGCGGGCGGAUCCAACAUCUACUACCCGGGCCGGCUGCAGAAGGACAGGGACAUCGUGCUCGUCACGCCGCACUACCGUCUCGGCGCGCUCGGGUUCUUCACGACACUGACGGACGACGCGCCUGGCAACGUGGCGCUGCUGGACCAGGUGCUGGCUCUGCAGUGGGUGCAGGACAACAUCGCCGCGUUCGGCGGCGACCCGGACAAGGUGACCAUCUUCGGCGAGUCGGCCGGCGGCGCCAGCGUCUCCCUGCUGCUCGUCUCGCCGCUCGCCAAAGGUCUGUUCCGCGCGGCGAUAGCCGAGUCUGGGUCGGCAGUGCUCGACUGGGCCUACAACGAGGAGCCGCUGGCCACGGGCCGUGACCUGGCCACGCGCGCCGGCUGCCCCCUGGAGCCCAUCAGUCAGAUGUUGGACUGCAUGCGCAGCCUCUCCGCGGAGGAGAUGGUUGAACUGGGCAACCAGUACGCGGCCGACGAACGAAGCGUGGCGAGGAACGGUUUCGACGGCCUGAACCCGGUGGUGCAGCCGGCGACGGUCAGCGAGCAGUACCGCUUCCUGCCCAAGGACCCGACCACGCUCAUCAGGGAGGGCAACUUCAACAGCGUGCCGACCAUCCACGGCGCCAACAAAAACGAGGGCUCGUUCGUCUUCGGACUCAUGUACAACGAUUACAUGAAAGUCAACAAUCUGACUGACGACACCGACUUCUUGCAAUACGAGUGCAUCAGCAAGAUGCUUUAUGCCUUUCAUGUCAGCGACCCAACGGACGGCGUCACAGAGUCCAUCUCCAACCAGUACUUCUACUACGUGGACAGCUGGGACGUCGACACCAUGUAUCCCGGACUGGAGGACUUGACUGGCGUGUUCGGCAUUAAAGCCGGUGCCAAAAAGAUGGCCGACAUGCUGUCAUCCGCUGGCACCCCCUCCUGGAUGUAUUCGUUCGACUACCGCGGCAAGAAGAGGCACACCAUGUCCAACUUCCUCUUCAUCGGAGACGAUAAACUGCCGUUCGAGCCAGGCGUGACGCACGCUGACGAGCUGAUGUACCUGUUCCCCAUUCCGCUGAUGACGGACUUCAACGACGAGGAGAAACACGUCUCCCAGAUGAUGACAGACAUGUGGACCAACUUCGCUAUGGAGCUAGACCCGACGCCGGCCGGCUCGGGCCUGACGCGGUGGCCGCAGGUCUCCGAGGGCGGCGCCUACCUGCAGAUCGCCGCCACCGCCACCGUCAAACACGACUUCAGCCAGACGUUCGAUAUCUCCGUGCAGGAGCACGUCAACGCCAGCCUGACGACGCCGGCGCCGAGCACGAGCGCCGCGCCGGGUCCGAGCACCAGUCCGGCGCCGCCAGUCACCUCGACCGAGUCGAGCUGCCAGCGCGAGAUGGAGCGUCUUUCGGAGCAGCGGGACACCUACCGGGGCGCCACCAUCGGGCUGGCCGUGCUGGCCGGCGUCGGCGCCCUCCUGCUCAUUGCCGCCGUCACCAUGAUGUCCCGCUCGCGGCGCCGCGGACCCGUCAGCACCAUGGUCAUGCAGGAGAAGCCGCCACACGCGUGAGCGGCCGCCGCCAAUUCAUCGUUCCAGAGGACUACCUACUACUAUCCACUGUCCGAUGGCCGCCGUGUCUCGAGCUAGUCACCAACCGUGCCAGUCGGCCCGGUGUCUCAGCCACUGAACUGAAUGUGUCUGGGCUGUUCGAGGUCUGUCUUGGGCCUCCCUGAGGCGUGUGAGAAGUGGAGACCCAAGGUGAUACACGUGUGCAAAUGCAUGCAGAUCAUGCUGACCGCUGUAUCAACCACUCGAGCUCACCACUCCAAUUGUUUCGAGUCCUGAGUGGUAUCACCUUAUUUUGCUUAGCACGGAACUGAAUAAUAAACGUUUCUAUAACUACAUAUGAUGUAGCUGCGUCCUUGUGCUAAUCAUGAUGUAUGUGAUUUAGUUGCAGCUAAAUUUUUUUUCACCCAAAGUUAGCUAAUGCAUGGCUAGGUUAAUUGUUGAGCAUUGCUGUUCGGAUGUUGUCUGAUAGUAUGCCCAUUCGUUGGCGCAUGCACAUGCGUGUUUGCACGUGUGUCAACGAUCGUUACAUCGCGCAGGAAGCACUAUGCAAUUCAUGCAAGCAUCAACGUAGGGCUUGAAUACGAGCCAGACAUGUUCAUUGUUUAUAUAUGGACAUGGAAAUGGCUGUUUGUAGUUUGUACCGAAGUACCUACUUAUAUUGAUAAUACAUGUUUUCACUUGACAGUAGGUAUAAGAUCAGGCUCCUGUGUAAAGUUUGUAGGUUAUACCUAUUCGUGUAAAUGCUUAGAGUUAAUCCCGUAUGUAUAAAAAUAUAGGUAUUGAAUUCAUAUUGUUGUAAUUAAGUGCACCUUUUUAUAGGUAUACUGUAUAUUAUAGAAAUAAACAAAAAGAACAAAAUAUUCA
This is a messenger RNA of Amphibalanus amphitrite, 3188 nucleotides long. RefSeq names its product carboxylesterase 1C-like. Bases 222 to 2324 code for a protein of 700 amino acids. NCBI's taxonomy places the organism in Eukaryota, Metazoa, Arthropoda, Thecostraca, Balanomorpha, Balanidae. The transcript is spliced from 12 exons. The record is from RefSeq and is a predicted model, not a curated record.